Drosophila innubila is the source of this 1359-nucleotide messenger RNA. RefSeq lists its product as uncharacterized. Lineage: Eukaryota; Metazoa; Arthropoda; Insecta; Diptera; Drosophilidae. Bases 121 to 789 code for a protein of 222 amino acids. The transcript is spliced from 2 exons. The record is from RefSeq and is a predicted model, not a curated record.
GGCACAACAAAGAUGCAUAUAUGUAAAGUAGCGUAAAACUUGUAACACGAUUAUUUCGCUGUGCCUUAUGUGCUCAGCUGCCAUAUUAAUUCAAACUGCAUCACACAAGGAAAUCAGAACAUGACACUAAUGGUGUGUGUCUGUGACUAUUGGCAACACCGCCACUACUACAAUCGUAGGUCAAUUCAGCAAGCGGCUGGUGACGCCGGCAAGGGUAAGGAUAACUUCGUACGUCGACUGCCAUUGCAGCUAGAUGCCAUCACUGCCAACUACUGGCUGCGUGAGCUGCUCCAACAGAAGGUGCUGAGUGAAAGGCUAGAGCGUGAGCAUGGCGUUCAGCUGUUAUGGUUAGCAUUGUGUCCGCCAGAGCGCGACACAAUCGACUACAAGUGGUCGGAUAUGUUGGCCCAUACAAUAUGGGAACACAUUGAAGUUGAGCACUUGAUGUCCUGGCUUUCCACACUAGGUGGCGGCUUCUCAGCACUGGGCGAACAGUUUGAGAGAUGUGCCGAGACGGCUGGCAAAAUCUCGCUGCAACAGCUGACGAUUGGUCUGCGUCUGGGUGAUCCGUUCCUGCAAGCGCGUUGCAAGCUAUACUACAGCAUAUCGUUAAUCCAGCGCGGCCAACUGCGCCAGGCCAAGCAUCUAAUCCGCACCCAAUACCGAUUUGCGCUCCAGCACAAGGAGUUCGACCAGCGCCUAAUGCGCAUGUGCCUCGGGAUUUGGCUGCGUCUGCGAUUUGAGUAUGAGGAGCGCAGGAGUCGUCGAGAAUUGGAGCACCCUUACUGAUAUAUAUAUAAAUAUACGUAUGUACAUUCAAUCUGUUUGAUGUUGGAUUAGGUUUAUGCAUAAAAUGGAAUUGUUCUUGGUUAACCGAUAGUCUUUAAGCUGCAAAAUAUACAAUUUAGAAAUUCAAAAUAUGCAUUCAAUAUACAUUAUUUUUAUUUAAUAUUGUAUGUGUGUAUAUGUACGUAUCAAAUGCAUUUUAACAUUUCAACUGCACUUGCUGUGCCGGCACCAAAACACGCACAACGUUCUCAUCCUCAUUUCAGAACAUCCAAAUUUUGUACUUAAACUACGCAGUUUUGUUUCUAUGCAAAUAGUUGUAUAUGUAGAUUAAUUAAUAUGCUAACAAAAAAAGAAUUGACGUCACGAGUAUGUAUGUAUACAUAUGGCUACAGACACAUCCAUAAAUUAACAUAAAUAUUAAGUUGUUCAGUUCUUUUCAAAUAUAUGUUCUCAACUGCCUUUAAUAAUUUCAAUUUAAUGUAAUGAAGCGAAGAGAUUCGGCUAAAAUAAAACUAGAUAAUAAAGUUUGAGCAAUAAUAAAUUGCGAAAUGUGAAAUUGGUUGAAGAAAG